GGGUCCCUGCGGAACCAGCGAGCAGCGGGGAGGCCAGGCCCAGCCAGCGAGGCUCCGGGGCCGCCGCCGCCCAGGUCGGCCAUGGGCCCGCCGAGGCCCGCGCUGCCGCUGCUGCUGCUGCUGCUGGCGGCCGCCGGCGCCCGAGCCAGAGAUGAAGUGCAGGAAAGUGUCAGGCCCAGCUGUCCAAAAGAUGCAACACGAUUCAAGCACUUCAGGAAAUACGUGUACGACUACAAGGCAGAGAGUUCCAGUGGCGUCCCCGGGACUGCCGAUUCAAGAAGCUCCACCAAGAUCCACUGCAAGGUCGAGCUGAAGGUCCCUCAAUUCUGCAACUUCAUCCUGAAUACGAGCCAGUGCACCCUGAAAGAGGUGUAUGGCUUCAACCCUGAGGGCAAGGCCUUGCUGAAGAAGGCCAAGAACUCUGAGGAGUUUGCCGCCGCCAUGUCCAGGUACGAGCUCAAGCUGGCUGUUCCUGAAGGGAAGCGAGUGGUACUUUACCCAGAGAAGGACGAGCCUAAACACAUCCUGAACAUCAAGAGAGGCAUCAUUUCUGCCCUCCUGCUUCCCCCGGAGACAGAAGAGGCUAAACAAGUGUUAUUUCUGGAUACCGUGUAUGGAAACUGCUCCAGUGACAUUACCGUUAAAACGAGGAAGGGAAGUGUGACAACUGAAAUAUCCAUCGAAAGAAACCUGGAGAAGUGUGACAACUUCCAGCCCAUUCGCACAGGAGUUAGCCCGCUUGCUUUGAUCAGGGGCAUGACCCGCCCCUUGUCAACCCUGAUUGGCAGCAGCCAGUCCUGCCAGUACACCCUGGACCCCGAAAGCAAGCAUGUGUCGGAAGUCAUCUGCAAGGAGCAACACCUGUUCCUGCCUUUCUCCUACAAGAAUAAGUAUGGGAUGAUGACACAGGUUUCACAGACUUUGAAACUUGAAGACACACCCAGGAUCAACAGCCGCUUCUUUGAUGAAGGUCCCGAGGCGGUGGGUCUUGCCUUUGAGAGCACCAAGUCCACGUCACCUCCAAAGCAGGCAGAGGCCAUCCUGCAGACCCUCCAGGAGCUGCAGAAACUGCACGACUCCGAGCAGAACGCCCAGAGAGCCAACCUCUUCUAUAAACUGGUGACCGAGCUGAGAGGCCUCAGCAGUGAGGCAGUCGCAUCCCUCUUGCCAAAGCUCAUCGAGGUGUCCAGCCCCAUCACUUUACAAGCCUUGAUUCAAUGCGGACAGCCCCAGUGUUACACUCGCAUCCUCCAGUGGCUGAAGACUGAGAAAGCCAAUCCUCUUCUGAUAGAUGUUGUGACCUACCUGGUGGCCCUGAUCCCACAGCCCUCGGCCGAGAGGCUGCGGGAGAUCUUUAACACGGCGAAGGAGCAGCACAGCCGGGCCACGUUCUAUGCUCUGAGUCACGUGAUCAACAACUAUCGUAAGACAGACCCUGCGGGGACACAGGACUUGCUGGACAUUGCUGAUUACCUGUUGGAACAGAUUCGUGAUGACUGCACUGGGAACGAAGAUCAUACCUACUUAAUUCUGAGGGUCAUUGGAAAUAUUGGCAGAACUAUGGAGAAGCUAACCCCAAAACUCACAUCCUCCAUCCUGAAAUGUAUCGAAAGUAGACAGCCAUCACUGCUGAUUCAGAAGGCUGCCAUCCAGGCCCUGCGGAAAAUGGAACUUAGAGACGAGGUCCGGGAAGUCCUUCUUCAGACUUUCCUCAGCAACACCUCUCCUGGGGACAAGCGACUGGCUGCCUACCUCAUGCUCAUGAGGGGCCCUUCCCUGUCGGAUGUUAGCAAAAUCACCGAACUUCUCCCCUGGGAACAGAAUGAGCAAGUGAAGAACUUUGUGGCUUCCCACAUCGCCAACAUCUUAACCUCGGAUGAGCUGUCUAUCCAAGAUUUGAAGAAGUUAGUGGAAGAAGCUCUGAAAAAAUCUCAACUUCCAACUGUCAUGGACUUCAGAAAAUUUUCCCGGAACUAUCACCUUUCCAAAUCUAUUUCUCUCCCAUCACUUGACCCGUUCUCAGCCAAAAUUGAAGGGAAUCUUAUAUUUGAUCCAAAUGAUUACCUUCCUAAAGAAAGCAUGCUGAAAGCGACCCUCACAGUCUUUGGAUUUGCUCCAGCUGACCUGUUCGAGAUUGGUUUGGAAGGAAAAGGCUUUGAGCCAACAUUGGAAGCUCUUUUUGGAAAGCAAGGAUUUUUCCCAGACAGUGUCAGCAAGGCUUUGUACUGGGUUGAUGGUCAAGUUCCUGAUCGUGUCUCCAAGGUCUUGGUGGACCACUUUGGCUACAGCAAAGAUGACAGACGUGAGCAGGACAUGGUCAACGGAAUUAUGCUUAAUGUGGACAAGCUGAUCAAAGACUUGAAAUCCAAAGAACUCCCAGAAGCCAGAGCCUACCUCCACAUCUUGGGAGAGGAGCUUGGCUUUGUCAAGCUGCAUGACCUCCAGCUCCUGGGGAGGCUGCUGCUGAAUGGUGUCCAUACUCUGCAGGGGAUCCCCCAGUUGAUUAGAGAGACCAUAAGGAAAGGCUCAAAGAAUGACUUGUUUCUUCACUACAUCUUCAUGGACAACGCCUUUGAACUCCCCACUGGCCUUGGAUUACAACUGCAAGUGUCCUCCUCCGGAGUCAUCACUCCUGGAAUGAAGGCUGGAGUGAAACUGGAAGUAGCCAAUAUGCAGGCAGAACUGGUGACAAAGCCUUCUGUGUCUGUGGAGUUUGUGACAAAUAUGGGUGUCAUCAUUCCGGACUUUGCCAGGAGCGGGGUCCAAAUGAACACCAACUUCUUCCAUGAGACAGGCCUGGAGGCGCGGCUGGCCAUGAAGGCCAGGCAGCUGAGGUUCAUCAUUCCUUCUCCUAAGAGGCCAGUCAAGCUCUUCAGUGGCAGUAACACAUUGCAUUUGGUCUCUACCACCAAAACGGAAGUGAUCCCACCUCUAAUUGAGAACAGGCAGUCCUGGUUGACUUGCAAGCCUUUCUUUACUGGCCUGGACUACUGCACCUCGGGCGCUUACUCCAAUGCCAGCUCCACAGACUCUUCCUCCUACUACCCGCUGACAGGGGACACCAGAUUUGCACUGGAACUGAAGCCAACGGGAGAAGUAGAGCAGUAUUCUGCCAGCAUGUCCUAUGAACUCCAGAGAGACGGUGAAGCCUUGGUGGACAUGCUAAAGUUCGUAACACAGGCAGAAGGUAUGAAGCAAACUGAGGCUACUCUGAUGUUCAGAUAUAAUCGGCAGAGUAAGACUCUGUCCAGUGAAAUCCAAAUCCCAGAUUUUGACGUUGACCUUGGAACAGUCCUCAGAGUUAGUGAUGACUCCGCUAAGGAAAAACAAUCUUACAGGCUCACCCUGGACUUUCAGAACAAGAAGAUCACUGAGGUCACCCUCACAGGCCACAUAAGUUAUGACAGGAAGGAAGAAGGCAAAAUCAAAGGUGUUAUUUCCAUACCCCGUUGGCAAGCAGAAGCCAGAAGUGAGGUCCUCACCCAGUGGUCUCCCUCCAAACUACUCCUCCAGAUGGACUCAUCCGCUACAGCGUACGGCUCAACGAUUUCCAAGAAGCUGGCAUGGCGUUACGAUGAAGAGAAGAUUGAAUUUGAGUGGAACACAGGCUCCAACGUGGACACCAAAAAAGCAGCUUCCAGCUUCCCCAUGGACCUCUCUGAUUUUUCUAAAAGCUUGCAUAUGUAUGCCAGCCGUCUCUUGAAUCACAGAGUUCCUCCAACAGACAUGACUUUCCAGGACAUGAGUUCUAAAUUAAUAGAUGCAACAAAUAUAUGGCUUCUGGAGGCAUCUAGGAAUCUUCCUUAUGGCCAGAAGCUACGAGAUCAUUUCAGUGGCCUACAAGAGUUGUACCUCCAGAAAAUGGAAUUGCUAGACUUCCACAUCCCAGAAAAGCUCUUCUUGAAAAGUGACGGUCGGAUCAGAUACACCUUGAACAAGCACAGUAUGAAAAUCGAGAUCCCUUUGCCUUUUGGUGGCAAAUCCUCCAAAGAUCUAAAGAUGUUCAAGACUGUUUGGACACCAGCCCUCAACUUCAAGUCUGUGGGAUUCUACCUGCCACCUCGAGAGUUCCAAGUCCCCACUUUUACCAUUCCCAGAUUGUACCCACUGCAGGUGCCUCUCUUGGGUGUUCUAGACCUCUCUGCAAAUAUCUACAGCAACUUGUACAACUGGUCCGCCUCCUAUACUGGCGGCAACACCAGCACAGACCACUUGAGCCUUCAGGCUCAGUAUCACAUGAAGGCUGAUUCCGUGGUCGACCUGCUCUCCUACAGUGUGCAAGGAUCUGGAAAAACAGCCUAUGACCACAGGAAUACUCUCACCUUAUCAGGUGAUGGGUCUCUACACCACAAAUUUCUGGAUUCAAAUGUCAAAUUCAGUCACGUGGAAAAAAAUGGAAAGAAUCCAGCCUCAAAAAGUUUGCUAACAUUCGAUGCCUCUAGUGCCUGGGGACCACAGAUAUCUGCUUCAGUCCAUUUGGACUCAAAAAAGAAACAGCAUUUGUAUGUCAAAGAAGUCAAGAUCAAUGGGCAUCUUGGAGCCUCUUCGUUCUACGCUAAAGGCGCAUAUGGCCUGUCUUAUCAGAGGGACCCCACCACUGGCCGGCUAAGUGGAGAAUCCAAUCUGAGGUUUAAUUCCUCCUACCUCCAGGGCACCAACCAGAUAACAGGAAGCUACGAAGAUGGAACCGUCUCCCUUACCUCCACGUCGGAUCUGCAAGGUGGCAUCAUGAAAAAUACCGCUUCCUUGAGAUACGAGAACUAUGAGCUGACCCUGAAAUCCGACACCAAUGGGAAGUAUGAGGACUUCGCCACUUCUAACAAGGUGGAUCUGACCUUCUCUAAGCAAAGUGCCCUGCUGCGUUCUGAGUAUCACGCUGACUACAAGUCACUGAGGUUCUUCACCCUGCUUUCUGGCUCACUAAACUCUCAUGGCCUUGAACUGAAUGCUGACAUCUUGAGCACGGACAAAAUCAAUAGUGGGGCUCACAAGGCAACACUGAGGAUUUCCCAAGAUGGAGUGUCUACCAGCGCAACGACCAACUUGAAGUAUAGUCCCCUGGUGCUGGAGAAUGAACUCAACGCAGCACUCAGCCUCUCUGGAGCGUCUAUGAAAUUGACAACAAACGGCCGCUUCAGGGAACACAAUGCGAAAUUCAGUUUAGAUGGAAAAGCUGCCCUCACAGAGGUAUCACUGGGAAGCGCUUAUCAGGCCAUGAUUCUGGGUGUCGACAGCAAAAACAUUUUCAACUUCAGAAUCAACCAGGAGGGGCUUAAGCUUUCAAAUGACAUGAUGGGCUCAUAUGCUGAAAUGAAACUUGACUACACAAACAACCUGAACAUUGCAGGGUUAUCACUCGACUUCUCUUCCAAACUUGACAACAUUUAUAGCUCUGACAAGUAUUAUAAGCAAAAUGUUAAUCUAAAGCUGCAGCCCUAUUCUCUGGUGACUACUUUAAACAGUGACCUGAAAUUCAGUGCUCUGGAUGUGACCAACACUGGCAAAUUACGGCUAGAGCCCCUGAAGCUGAAUGUGGGCGGGACCAUAAAAGGAACUUACCAAAAUAAUGAAAUAAAACACAUCUACACUAUUUCUUAUGCUGACUUAUCAGCAAGUUAUAAAGCAGACACUGUAGCUAAGGGGCAGGGAACAGAGUUUAGCCACCGGCUCAACACAAACAUCGCUGGGCUAGCUUCAGCCAUUGACAUCAGUACAAACUACAAUUCGGACUCACUGCACUUCAGCAAUGUUUUCCGCUCUGUGAUGGCCCCAUUCACAGUGACCGUCGACACACAUACAAAUGGCAACGGGAAACUGGUUCUCUGGGGACAACACACUGGGCAACUGUAUAGCAAACUUCUGUUGAAAGCAGAACCUCUGGCCUUUACUUUCUCUCAUGAUUACAGAGGCUCCACAAGUCACCGUCUCAUGUCCAACAGGAGCAUGAGUACUGCUCUUGAUCACAAAGUCAGUGCCCUGCUCACGCUGGCCGAGCAGACAGGCACCUGGAGGCUCAAGACACAGUUGAACCAAAAUGAAUACAGCCAGGAAUUGGAUGCUUACAACACUAAAGACAAAGUUGGUGUUGAGCUCAGUGGACAAGCCCUGGCUGACCUCACUAUGCUGGACAUCCCUAUCACGGUACCAUUUUUACUCAACAAGCCCAUCAAUGUAAUUGAUGCUUUAAAGAUGAGGGAUGCUGUUGACCAGCCCCAAAAAUUCACUAUUGUUGCUUCUGUGAAAUACGAUAAGAACCAAGAUGUGCACACCAUCAACCUCCCAUUCUUUAAAAUCCUGCCACAAUAUUUUGAGAAGACUCGGGGAGCAGUUAUAGUUACACUGGAAGCUAUACAGAGAGAACUGAAACGCAUCAAUAUUGAUCAACCCAUGACAAAAUACGUAGCAGUUCUGGGCAGACUUCCACAGCAACUUAAUGAUUAUCUGAAUGCAUUCAAUUGGGAGAGACAAGUUUUGAGUGCCAAGGAGAAACUAACUGCUUUCACAAAAAAUUACAGAAUUUCAGAAAAUGAUUUACAAAUGGCAUUAGACAGUGCCAAAAUCAAGCUUAAUGAGAAACUAUCUCAACUACAAACAUAUGUGAUACAAUUUGAUCAGUAUAUUAAAGAUAAUUAUGAUUUACAUGAUUUUAAGGCAGCUAUUGCUAAGAUUAUUGAUCAAAUCAUUGAAAAAUUGAAAAUUCUUGAUGAACAUUAUCAUAUCCGUGUAAAUUUAGUAAAGAAAAUCCAUGAUCUAUAUUUGUUUAUUGAAAAGAUUAAUUUUAACAAAAUUGGAACUAGUACUGCAUCUUGGGUUCAAAAUAUGGAUACUGAGUAUCAAAUCAGAAUCCAGAUACAAGAAAAAUUACAACGGUUCAAGACACAGAUUCAGAAUAUAGACAUCCAACACCUUGCUGAAAGGUUAAAACAACUGGUUGAAGCUAUUGAUGUCAGAGUGCUUUUAGAUCAGUUGAGAACAAUUCCAUUUCGAAGAAUAAAGGAGAUUAUUGAAUAUAUCAAAUACUGUGUUGUAAGUCUGUUUGAAGAUUUUGAAGUAACUGAGGAAAUCAAUGCUUUCAGAGGCAUUGUCCAUGAGUUAAUUAAGAUGCAUGAAAUAGACCAGCACAUCCAGAUUUUAAUGAAUAAAUCAGUGCAGCUGGUCCGCCAAUACAAGUUGCAGGAGACUGUUCAAAAGCUAAGCAGUGUCCUCCAACAAGUCAAGAUCGAAGAUCAUGUUGAGAAAUUGACUGGGUUUAUUGAUGCUGCUCUCAAACAGCUUGAAGCAUUAUCUUUUAAACAAUUUGUUGAAGAAGUAAACAAAUUCCUCGACAUGUUGGUAAAGACAUUAAGGUCAUUUGAUUACCACCAGUUUGUAGAUAAAACCAAUCAUCAAAUUUGUGAGGUGACUCAGAGAAUCAAUGGUGAAAUUCAGGCUCUGGAACUUCCACAGAAAGCUGAAGCACUGAAACUGUUUGCAGAGGACGUGAAGUCCGUGGUCUCAGCCUAUAUGGAAAACCUAGGUGCCACCAAAAUAACUGUAUUCUUUGAUUGGCUACAGGGGACUUUAAAUUCCACGUCUGUAGUUCACAUGAAAGCCAAAUUCCAAGAGAUCCUGGAAGACAUACGAGACCGAAUGUAUCAAAUGGAUUUGCAGCGGGAAGCUCAGCGAUACCUGUUCCUAGUUGGCCAGGUUUACAACACGCUGGUCACUUACAUUUCUGAUUGGUGGAGUCUUGCUGCUAAGAACCUGACUGACUUUGCAGAACAGUAUUCUAUCCAAGACUGGGCUGAAAACCUGAAAGCAUUGGUAGAACAAGGGUUCACUGUUCCCGAAAUCCAGACCACCUUCGGGACCAUACCUGCCUUUGAAGUCAGUCUCCAUGCCCUUCAGGAGGCUACAUACCAGACUCCUGACUUCACAGUCCCCCUGACAGAUCUGAAGAUUCCAUCGGUUCAGAUAAACUUCAAAAAGUUGAAAGAUAUAAAAAUCCCAUCCAGAUUUUCCACGCCAGAAUUUACUGUCCUCAAUACCUUCCACGUCCCUUCAUUUACAAUUGACUUGGUAGAAAUAAAAGCAAAGAUCAUCAGAACCAUUGACCAAAUGCUGAACAGUGAGCUGCAGUGGCCAGUCCCGGAAGUGUACCUGAGGGAUCUGAACGGGGUGGACACUAUUCUUGCUAGAAUCACUCUGCCAGACUUCCACUUACCAGAAAUCACAGUGCCAGAAUUCGUAAUUCCAAAUCUCAACCUUACAGAUUUCCAAGUUUCUGACCUUCGCAUACCAGAAUUCCAGCUUCCCCACAUCUCACACACUAUUGAAGUACCUACUUUUGGUAAGCUGUAUGGCCUUUUGAAAAUCCAGUCUCCCCUUUUCGUAUUAGAUGCAAAUGCUAACAUUCAGAAUGCAACUGCUUCAGCUAGUAAGGCAGAGAUUGAAGCUGCCUUCACUGCCGAAGGAAAAUCCAAAUUAGAAGUUCUCAAUUUUGAUUUCCAAGCAAAUGCACAACUGUCAGACCCUACAACUAAGCCACUGGUUCUGAAGGAGACUGUGAGGUUCUCCAGCAAGUACCUGAAAACGGAGCACGAGAGUGAAGUGCUAUUUUCUGGGAAGGUUAUUGAGGGAAAAUCAAACACAGUGGCAGGUUUACACACAGAAAAAAAUACACUGGAGCUUAGUAAUGGUGUGCUCGUCAAGAUAACUGAUCAGCUUACCCUGGACAGCGACACAAAGUACUUCCACAAAUUGAACAUCCCCAAACUGGACUUCUCCAGUCAGGCUGACCUGCGCAAUGAAAUCAAGACUCUGUUGGAAGCUAGACACAUAGCAUGGACUUCUUCUGGAACAGGAUCCUGGAAAUUGGCACGCCACAAGUUCUCAGACGAGGGAACACAUGAAGCACAAAUUCGCUUUACUGUGGAGGGACCCAUCACUUCCUUUGGGUUGUCUAAUAAGAUAUAUAGCAAAUACCUAAGAGUAAACCAAAGUAUGGUUUAUGAAUCUGGCUUCCUCAACUUUUCUAAAUUUGAAGUCCAGUCACAAGCCGAAUGCCAGUAUGUGGGCCGAAGUGUUCUCACUGCCAAAGGCAUGGUCCUGCUUGGAGAAGGGAAGGCAGAGAUAACUGGCAACCAUGAUGCUCAUUUAAAUGGAAAAGUUAUUGGAACUUUGAAAAAUUCACUUUUCUUUUCAUCCCAGCCAUAUGAAAUUACUGCAUCCACAAACAAUGAAGGAAAUUUGAGAGUUAGUUUUCCAUUAAAACUAACGGGCAAGAUAGACUUCCUGAACAACUAUGCACUGUUUCUGAGUCCUGGUGCCCAGCAAGCAAGUUGGCAAGCAAGUGCCAGGUUCAACCACUAUAAGUACAAUCAAAAUUUCUCUGCUGUAAACAAUGAGAAAAUCACGGAGGCCUACGUAGGAAUAAAUGGAGAAGCCAACCUGGAUUUCUUAAACAUUCCUUUAACAAUCCCUGAAGUGACUCUACCUUACAUAAGGCUCACAACUCCCCAGGUGAAGGAUAUCUCCUUAUGGGAAAAGACGGGCUUGAAAGGAUUCUUGAAAACAACAAAGCAGUCCUUUGAUCUAAGUGUGAAGGCUCAGUAUAAGAAAAACAAAGACAUGCAUUCCAUCUCAGUUCCUUUGGAUGCAUUUUAUGCGCUUAUCAAUCAUAACAUCCAUUCCUUCAACAGGCAUUUUGAGAAAGUCAGAAACAAGGCCUUAUAUUUUUUUAACAAAUCCUAUAAUGAAGCAAAAACUACAUUUGAUAAGUACAAGGUUGAAAAAUCCCUCAACGAGCAGCCCAAGACCUUUCAAAUUCCUGGAUAUACUAUUCCAGUUAUCAACAUCGAAGUGUCUCCGUUCACCAUGGAGAUGCUGCCGUACAGCUAUGUGAUCCCAAAGGAGAUUAGCACUCCCAGCAUCACCAUUCCAGGCUCUGGCAUCUAUGUGCCCUCAUACACAUUAGUCCUGCCUUUCCUAGAGCUGCCAGCCCUUCAUGUCCCCAGGAAUCUUCUUGAGUUUUCUCUUCCAGAGCUCAAGGGACUGAGUACCCCAAACAAAAUUUUAAUUCCAGCCAUGGGCAAUAUUACCUAUGACUUUUCCUUUAAAUCAAGUGUCAUCACACUGAAUACCAAUGUUGGACUUUAUAACCAAUCAGAUAUUGUUGCUCAUUUUCUUACUUCCUCUUCUUCUGUCAUCAAUGCCCUGCAGUACAAAUUAGAGGGCACCUCAAGUGUGACAAGGAAAAGAGGGUUGAAGUUAGCCACAGCUUUGUCUCUGAGUAAUAACAGAUUCGUGGCAGGCAGUCAUGACAGUACCAUUAGCUUCACCAAGAAAAACGUGGAUGCAUCAGUGACAACUACUGCAAGAGUCCACAUUCCAAUUCUGAGAAUGAAUUUCAAGCAAGAGCUUAAUGGAAAUACCAAAUCAAAACCUACUGUCUCUUCAUCCAUUGAAUUAAAGUAUAAUUUCAAUUCCCCCAAACUGUACUCUACUGCUAUGGGGGCAGUUGACCAUAAGCUCAGCUUAGAAAGCCUCACCUCUUACUUUUCUAUUGAGUCAUCUACCAAAGGAGAUGUCAAGGGUUCUGUCCUUUCACGGGAAUAUUCAGGGAUUAUUGCCAGUGAGGCCAGCACUUAUUUGAAUUCUAAAGGUACUCGAUCUUCUGUGAAGCUGCAAGGAGCUUCCAAAGUUGAUGGUAUCUGGAGCAUUGAAGUAAAAGAAAGUUAUGCUGGAGAAGCCACUUUUCAACGCAUAUAUGCCAUCUGGGAACACAAUAUGAAAAACCACUUACAGCUAAAGGACCUCAUUUUAACAUCCGGAGAGCAAACAAGCAAAGCCACCCUGGAGCUCUCCCUGUGGAAAAUAGAAGCCCUUGUUCAGGUCCAUGCACGUCAGCCCAAUUCCCUCCUUGAUGUCAAUUACCUUGGCCAGGAAGUGUCCCUGCAUGCCAACACUGAGAACCAGAAAAUCAGCUGGAAAAGUCAGGUCCAGGUUCAUUCUGGGUCUCUCCAGAACAAUGUACAGCUUUCCAAUGACAAAGAAGAGGCACUCCUUGACAUCACAGGCUCCUUGGAAGGAUACCUGUGGUUCCUCAAAGAUGUUAUCCUGCCAGUUUAUGACAAGAGCUUAUGGGACCUCCUAAAGCUGGAUGUAACCACUAGCAUUUAUAGGAAACAGUACCUCCAAGCUUCAGUUGCCCUUGUGUACACCAAAAACCCCAAUGGCUAUUCUUUUGCUAUCCCUAUGCAAGAACUGGAUGAUAAAUUCAUUAUUCCUGGGCUGAAACUGGAUAAUCUACAUUCUGUUCUUGUCACACCUGCAUUCCACAUCCCCUUUACAGAUCUUCAGGUUCCAUCCUACACACUUGACUUUGGUGAAAUAAAAAUCUACAAGAAGCUAAGUACACCACCAUUUGCCCUCAACAUCCCAGCACUACUCAAAGUGAAAUUCCCCGAAGUUGAUGUUGGGAUAACACAAUAUUCUGAACCAGAAGCCUCCUCAGUUCCCUUUUUUGAGAUAACUGUGCCUGCAACUCAGUUAACUGUGUCCCACGUCACCCUUCCAAAAAGUAUUUCUGUUGGCAGUGCUAUUUUACACCUAAAUGAGGUGACCAGCAACACUGCAGGCUUCAAGCAGCUGACUGUCAGCAUGCCUGAGCAGACUAUUGAAGUUCCUUCCAUUAAGUUCUCUGUACCUGCUGGAAUUUCCAUCCCUUCCUUUGGAACACUGACUGCACGCUUCAGGGUGGCCUCUCCCUUGUACAAUGCCAGUUGGAGUGCUGGUUUGAAAAACAAAGAAGAUCAUGUUGAAACAUUCCUGGAUUCCACAUGCAGCUCAACCAUUCAGUUCCUGGAAUAUGACCUCAAUGUUGUGGGAACACACAAAAUCGAAGAUGGCAUGUUAGUCUCUAAUACUACAGGAACAUUUGCACACCGUGACAUCAGUGCAGAAUAUCAGGAAGAUGGCCAAUAUCAAGAACUCGGGUACUGGGAUGCAAAGGUUCUUCUUAACAUCUCUAGCCCAACACUGACUGAUGUCCAUCUGCGCUACGAAGACGGUGAGAACCACCUCUCCUCCUCGGUAGCCUCCCCAGCCAUAGGCACCGUGGGCAUCGACUUGGAAGAUAACGAUACCUUGUGGAAACUGAACCUCUACUACCAACCUCAGUCCUCUCCAGAUAAAAGAUUCAACAUAUUCAAAAUUGAGAUGAGGGAUGAGGAAUCAGAUGAGGAAUUUCAGAUCAAAGUUAACUGGGAAGAAGCAGCAGUGUCCGAAUUGCUAAGCUCUCUCAAGGACAGUGUGCCCAAGGCCACAGGGGCCUUUUAUGACUAUGUCAACAAGUACCACCGGGAGUACACAGGACUUGAUCUGAAAGAUGCUUCUUUAAAACUGAGAAGAAGUUUGCAGAGCAGCGCUGAUCAGGCCUAUCAAGAGGCUGUGAGGCAGACAGAUGAGGUGGACAUGAGGCUCCAAAGGCUAGCCAGAGGCACCACUAAAACCUACCAGCAGUGGAAGGACAAGGCCCAGAGUCUGUACCAGGAACUGUUGGCUCAGGAGGACCAAGGUGACUUCCAGAGACUCCAGAAUAGGGUGUUUGACAGCUUAAUAGGAGUUGCUCAGGAAUCUAAUGUGACAGUCAAGCGUGUGACUGACUCAUUCAUUGAUUUCCUGAAGUUCAUCAGAUUCCAGCUCCCAGGAAGAGCUGAGGACUACACUGGAGAUGAACUGUGCAGUAUGGUCAUCAUGGAAGUAGGAAAGGUACUGUCCCAGGUACAUUCAAAAAUCCAGAGUGGGUUAGAAAUACUGUUUUCCUAUUUCCAAGACCUGAUGCAGAAAUCUGAAUUAAUCAAGGACCAAAAGAUUACAUUUCCUUUUGGUUCAAUGAUUUAUCAACUGAUAGAUUUAAUCUCGGAGUAUGGGAAGCUGCUGAAACUUUUAUCAGAAGAGGUCCAAAAGGCAUUUAGUGACCUCCAGUCUGUCAAGAUUACAGAGCUGCUAAGUGAUCUUCAGAGAUUUUUACAAAGCAUUUUCCAAGAGAUAGAAGAAGAACUUCAACACUUAAAGGAGAAAUUUCCUUAUCUCAUUAAUGAUACCCAAGACAAGACCAACACAACCUUCAACAUACAUAUUCCAUUUGCUUUUAGACUCCUGAAAGAAUACCCAGACCUUAACUUUGGUGAUUUUAAUGAACUUGUUCAAAACACACUUCAGGAAGCUUUUCAAGAGUUACAGCAGCUUCAUCAGUACAUAAAGGAUCUUCGCAAAGAAUAUUUUGAUCCAAGUAUGGUUGGCUGGACAGUGAAAUAUUAUGAACUUGAAGAAAAGAUUAUCAGCCUGAUCAAGUACCUAGUAGGUGUCCUUAAGGAUUUGCAUUCCAUAUGCACUGUCGGUGCUGCUCAGCUCUCACGUCAAGUUGAGCGAUUUGUGCAGGAAGAUAUCCAGGAACAUCUUAGCAUCCUUGCCGAUGCAGAUGGAAAAGGGAAAGAGAAGAUUGCAGAGCUUUCUACUAGUGCUCAGGAAAUAAUUAAAAGCUGGGCUGUUGCAAUGAAGGAAAUCAUUUCUGAUUACCACCAGCAGUUCACAUAUAAACUACAGAAUUUUUCAGACUACCUCUCUGAUUACUAUGAAAAAUUCAUUGCUGAGUCUAAAAGAUUGAUUGACCUGUCCAUUCAAAAAUACCACGUGUUUCUGAGAUGUAUCAUGGAUUUACUAAAAAAGCUACAAUCGGCCACAGAAGAUAACAUAAGCCCCUACAUAAAGGUUGCUCCAGGAGGAUUUACUAUCACCUUCUAAUUUUUUAUAGCAAUUCUCAUUUAUUCUUCUGCUCCUAUUAAGUUUUCACACGGUAGGGGAAAAAUUCAAACUGUAUGUAUUAAUAUAACCAUACAGCAAGCCAGCCCUGUAUCAGAAGCACAUAUGAACUGAACCUGCUGGCAUCAGAGCUCUGGAGGGCUCUGGACUCUGGGAAAUGACAUUUUUUUGCAAGUUAAAGAAAAACCAACGUCUGAGUUAUUUUGCUAAACUUCGGGAGAGUGAGAACAAAUAAAUAAAUUCUUUAUGGUG
Messenger RNA from Vicugna pacos (alpaca), 14055 nucleotides. It is a transcript of the gene APOB, whose product is annotated as apolipoprotein B. Gene Ontology annotation, biological process: lipoprotein transport; triglyceride mobilization; cholesterol transport. Gene Ontology annotation, molecular function: low-density lipoprotein particle receptor binding; cholesterol transfer activity. Lineage: Eukaryota; Metazoa; Chordata; Mammalia; Artiodactyla; Camelidae. The record is from RefSeq and is a predicted model, not a curated record. Gene Ontology annotation, cellular component: low-density lipoprotein particle; mature chylomicron; very-low-density lipoprotein particle.